This is a messenger RNA of Alexandromys fortis (reed vole), 835 nucleotides long. Its product is annotated as peptidyl-prolyl cis-trans isomerase A-like. The transcript is spliced from 2 exons. Gene Ontology annotation, cellular component: intracellular membrane-bounded organelle. The coding region runs from base 22 to 684 and encodes 220 amino acids. Gene Ontology annotation, biological process: protein folding; protein peptidyl-prolyl isomerization. NCBI's taxonomy places the organism in Eukaryota, Metazoa, Chordata, Mammalia, Rodentia, Cricetidae. The record is from RefSeq and is a predicted model, not a curated record. Gene Ontology annotation, molecular function: peptidyl-prolyl cis-trans isomerase activity.
ACAGUCUGAAGACCUGUGGCGAUGCAUGCAUCCGAAGGACCACCCUGCUCUAGGGAAGCUGGUGGUCAGAAGGGAAGCUGUUGGAGGCAUGGGGAGUCUUCAGUCCUGCUGAAGACGCCGCUGCCCCUCUCACCGCUUGCUGCAGCCAUGGUCAACCCCACCGUGUUCUUCGACAUCGCGGCCGAUGGCGAGCCCUUGGGCCGCGUCUCCUUCAAGCUGUUUGCAGACAAAGUUCCAAAGACAGCAGAAAACUCUCGUGCUCUGAGCACUGGAGAGAAAGGAUUUGGAUAUAAGGGUUCUUCCUUUCACAGGAUUAUUCCAGGAUUCAUGUGCCAGGGUGGUGACUUCACACGCCAUAAUGGCACUGGCGGCAGAUCCAUCUACGGAGAAAAAUUUGAGGAUGAGAACUUCAUCCUGAAGCAUACAGGUCCUGGCAUCUUGUCCAUGGCAAAUGCUGGACCAAACACAAACGGUUCCCAGUUUUUUAUCUGCACCACCAAGACUGAGUGGCUGGAUGGCAAACAUGUGGUCUUUGGGAAGGUGAAAGAAGGCAUGAACAUUGUGGAAGCCAUGGAGCGUUUUGGGUCCAGGAAUGGCAAGACCAGCAAGAAGAUCACCAUUUCCGACUGUGGGCAACUCAAAAGACUUGCGGGCUUCUUACCCACCAGACCAUUCCUUCUGUAGCUCAGGAGAGCACCCCAGCCCCAUCUGCUCGCAGUACCCUGUAAUCUCUGCUCUCACUGAAGUUCUUUGGGUUCCAUAUUUUCCUCAUUCCCCUUCAAGUCUAGCUGGAUUGCAGAGUUAAGUUUAUGAUUAUGAAUAAAAACUAAGUAAG